AUGGCCCCGCCUCCGCGGGAUAACCACGCCCCCCGGGCGCGUGUCGCUCCGGCGGCCAUCUUUGAGGCGGGGCACAGGCGCAGGGUGCCGGUUAACCCCUGCGCUGCCGGCGGGGCGCGGCUUGAGCCGCCCCGGGCCGGGGCUGAAACCCUCCCGGGCAGGGAAGGACCCGGCGGGCGGGUUCGGUCCCGGCGGGGCGGGCCCCGGCCGGUGCCGGUACCGGUACCGGUACCCGUGCCCGUGCCGGUGCUGGCGGACGUGUCGGCUACGGGGCCCGGGGCGGGGCGGGCGGCACCGAGACGUGAGACCGGGGCCGGGCCUGAGGCCCCACUGGCCACGACUGACCCGCUGAGCCCAGAGCUGCCCACGCUGCCGCUGCUGCAGAGCGCAGUGAGGAGCCUGGGGCCACCGGAGCAGGACGUGGAGGCCAUGACACAGGAGCAGGCCCUGCUCUACCUCUUUGUGCUGCAUGACCAUGACCGGAGCGGACGCCUGGACGGGCUGGAGCUGCUGCAGCUGCUGGGCACUGUGCUGGCACAGCGGGAUGGGGGGUGGCCAGACCCCAACACGGUGGCCAUGCUGGUGGACCGAGCCCUGGAGAGGCAAGACCUGAGCAGGGAUGGGCUGCUCGACCCCGCCGAGCUGCUGCUCUUGCCCAGCUGGGGCGGACCCCCAGGGCAGCCCCUCCAGCAGCAACUCGGGGAGCUGCUGGCAGGAGCUGUGGCUGUGCCUGGGCUGGACACGGAGAUGCCUGGGGGGGAUGCAGGGGUGAGCGGCCCAGGGCAUGGCCUGGCAGGGGGGCAGGCAGCCACUCAGGCUGAAGCCCCCAAUGCUGAAGGCAUGGAGGUGGAGGAAGCCCCUGAGAUUGAAGCCCCCGAGGGGGAGGCAGCCCCGGGGAGGGGUAGGCAGUGGGGGGCUAUGGGCAGGGCUGUGCCAGCCCCCCAUGGCUCUGUGGGGUGCAGUGCCCCAGCUGCUCCCUGCCCUGCUCAGGGCACAUGGUCAUGGGGGGGUCCCUGCAGACCCCCCACAGCCUGUGGUGGGGCUGGGGAGGACGGUGGGGCCGGGGUUGUGCGGUUGCCCCUGUAACAUGGCGGGACGGAGAAAUACAGGCACUGCUGCCGGU
This is a messenger RNA of Aquila chrysaetos chrysaetos, 1123 nucleotides long. It is a transcript of the gene CGREF1, whose product is annotated as cell growth regulator with EF-hand domain 1. The record is from RefSeq and is a predicted model, not a curated record. Bases 1 to 1086 code for a protein of 361 amino acids. The transcript is spliced from 6 exons. Gene Ontology annotation, molecular function: calcium ion binding. Lineage: Eukaryota; Metazoa; Chordata; Aves; Accipitriformes; Accipitridae.